Molecule: messenger RNA, 946 nt
Organism: Fusarium graminearum PH-1
Lineage: Eukaryota; Fungi; Ascomycota; Sordariomycetes; Hypocreales; Nectriaceae
Exons: 2
Coding region: 144-854 (236 amino acids)
Biological process (GO): protein N-linked glycosylation; lipid biosynthetic process
Cellular component (GO): intracellular membrane-bounded organelle; endoplasmic reticulum membrane
Molecular function (GO): dolichyldiphosphatase activity
Source: RefSeq, a predicted model, not a curated record
GUUGCCUUGAACCAUUCCUUUUCCUUUGUUCAAUUAAGACAACUGGGUCAAUCAAGGGCACAAGGUUAACAAUCUACUGGAUAAUGCAGUCUUUUUCAAUCCCUUGAAACCUCCCAUACACACACACACACAACCAGCUCAUCAUGGCCGACGAUUCUGCCCCCCUCGCUUCCCUCUCGGUCACGCAUGUCUACUAUGACCCCGAAGAUCACCUCUCGCUCGUAUGCGCCUACCUCGCUCUCCUCCCCCAAGCGCUAUGCGUCGUCUAUGCUACACUCGUGCUCUUCACCCGCGAGGUCGAAGUCGGCCUCAUGUUCCUUGGCCAACUCGCCUGCGAAGCCCUCAACUUUGCUCUGAAACGUCUUAUCAAGGAAGAACGACCACGUCGUAUACACGGGAAAGGCUAUGGUAUGCCUAGUUCCCACGCCCAGUUUGUCGCUUUCUGGAGCGUCUCUCUUGCGCUGUUCCUGCUUGUCCGUCACAAGCCCCCUCGCGUGCUCAAGAGCCGCGCGGACAGCGGUGUGCACCGACCAUGGAGUGUUAUCGAAAGGAUGGCAGUGAGCAUGGCUGGCAUGGCGAUUGCGGCAGCGACGGCGUGGAGUAGGGUAUAUCUUAACUAUCAUACCCCUAAGCAGGUCGUUGUGGGCUGCGCUGCUGGUGCUGUGAGUGCGAUUGGAUGGUUUAUCAUCGUCGCCAUUGUGCGGCAGACGGGCUUGUUAGGCUGGGCCUUGGAGACCCCUUUGGUGAGAGCCUUUAGAAUUCGUGACUUGGUGGUGGAAGAGGACAUGUGUCAGGCAGGUUGGGAGAAGUGGGAGGACCGAAGAGUCGCUUCUCGAACUACAAAGAACAGAUAGAGAAACAAUUGCAGGAGAAUUUGCGCGAGAUAUCAUGAAACCAUGAUUCAGUGUGAUGUGGCCAGUGUACAAUUUACAUCACAUUCAAUGAA